Molecule: messenger RNA, 2519 nt
Organism: Daktulosphaira vitifoliae (grape phylloxera)
Lineage: Eukaryota; Metazoa; Arthropoda; Insecta; Hemiptera; Phylloxeridae
Product: SET and MYND domain-containing protein 4-like
Exons: 6
Coding region: 142-2088 (648 amino acids)
Molecular function (GO): protein binding
Source: RefSeq, a predicted model, not a curated record
AGAUAGUUUUAUCGAAUGUUUUGGUUAUCAAUAAGUUGACAAAUUUUUAAAAAAUAUUAUCCCAAAUAUUACGUUAGUCUUUAUAAUUAAUCAAAUUAGUUGUAAGGUUUUAAUUAUUUUAUAGCUUAGAAAUAAUUUAUCAUGUCUUGUUACACAUUUAAUCUUGAAAUGCGAAAAAUUAUGCAUUCAUUUUUUGGGAUGAAUGAAUAUUUUACGGAGUAUUUUAAAGAACGAGAAUUGAUGGGUGAAGUAUAUGUGACGUUUAAUAAGAAAGAAACAUCCGAAGAAAAGUUUUUGUACACUUAUAAUUUAUUAAAAGAACAUAAACAAUUACCUGAUAAAAUUACGAAAAUGUGUGGUAAAAGCAAUAAAAUUGCACGAAAUAUUCGAGAAGAAGCUAACAUUCUUUUUGCCAAAAAAGACUACGUGAAAGCAUACUGUUCUUAUAAUAUUAGUGUAAUGACAGCUAAAAUAGGUAGCCCUGAUUAUGCUAUAGCACUAGCAAAUCGAUCAGCUUCCCUUUAUUAUCUCAAGGAAUAUGAAGCCUGUGUGUCUGAUAUUCAUCAUUCAAUAGAAGCCAAGUAUCCUCCUUCACUGUUUUACAAACUAUUUGAAAGAGAAGGUAAUUGUUUGAAGAAAUUAGGACAUAUGAAACUAGCUAAAGAAAAAUUCAAAGAGUGCCUUUUACAUUUAAAUGAAGCAAGUAUACCAAUAGAUAAGAAAAAAACAAUUGAAGCACAAAUUAAAAAUGUUUUGUCCAAUUCUAAAACUGAUAAUGAAGAAUGCAAGAUAUUUUUUGAAGAAAAAAAAAAUAUUAGUCUGUUGGGUGGUCCAAACAAAAAUAUACCAGCUUUAUCAAAAUUUGUUAAAAUAAAAUAUUCUGAAUCAAUGGGUAGAUGUUUAUUUGCAACAAAUAAUAUUAAUCCAGGAGAUGUUCUUACCAUUGAAAAACCAUAUGCUGGUAUCCUAUGUAAUGAAUCAUUUGGGUAUAACUGUGGCUAUUGUUUCAAACAAUGUUUAAAUGGUAUACCAUGUAAAAAGUGUACCAUGGUAAUUUAUUGUGACAAUAAAUGCCGUCAAAAGUCAUAUGAAAAUGGACACAAAUAUGAAUGUAUGUUUCAUUCAACUCUUGUUGAAUGGCCUGGAAUAGAACACAUGGAGUAUUUAUCCAUGUACAUAUUUUUGAAAACUGUCUCCAAGUAUGGUUUAGAAGAAUAUGUUUCACUAGUGCGUUCUUUAAAAGUUGAUAUGUCAGAUUCCAUUAUUCGAGGUUUUAAUAAGACUGGGCAAUAUUUAUCAGAAGAAUUUUGCUCUACCUACUCAUUAGAAGGCAAUGAAUCCAAAAGAACAGUUAGCGAUUUAUUUAUAAGGCAUUGUUAUGCCUCUGUUAUUGUAUCAUGUUUGAAAUUAGGUGGUUUGAAAAUACCAGAUGAUUUAUUAGGUAUUAUUGGAGAAUCAAUUGUUCAUUUACUUUGUGUAGUUGCUUCCAAUGCACAUGGUAUAACCCAACCUCCAAACCGUAAUAAUUGGAGUUUACCAGAAAUGAAAGAAUUUAUGCCAGUUGCUUCUAUAUUAUUGCCUACUUUAAGUUUGCUCAAUCACCACUGUGAUCCUAAUGUAGUGCGUCACAAUUACAAUGGCAUUGUUAUUCUUAGAGCUAUUCAACCAAUUCCUAAAAACUCUCAAUUAUUUGAUAACUAUUGUGCUGUAUAUGCUUCACACACUAAAGAGGAGAGACAACAUAUGAUAAAAAGACAGUAUUGUUUUCUAUGUGAAUGUCAAUGUUGUACAGAAAAUUGGCCAACCUAUGACGUUUUAGAAACUACUCAAACAUUAUUUCAGUACCCAUUAAUGGAAAAAAUCGAUCUAAACUUUUUAUUAAGUCAAUCAAGUAAAUUAUAUGAAAUAAUUUCAAAAAUGAAAAAAAAUGAAUGUGAUGGUAUUGAACACUUACCUUUUUUAUAUUCAUUUUUAACUAUAUUGCAUAAUCACGUGAAAAAGCCAUGGAUUGAAUAUUGUGACUGCCAAGAGACUAUUAAACAAGUACUUUACAUAACUACAGAUAAGUUCAUGAUAAAAAUGAGUUAAUUUUUAAUUAUUAAUUAGCUAUAAAUUUUUUAUAUGUGUAACUAUAAAAGGAUUGAUUAUUUUAGAAGUUUCAUUUUUUUUUUUACGAUAUCACAAGAAUAAGAAUGGCAGUUUUAAUUAUAAAUAUAUGCAAUUUUUAAAAAAUAAAUUAGAAAAAAUAAAAUAUUUAUAACUAUGUUUAUUUAAAAGUUUAAGUCUGUAUAAUACUAAACAUAGGUUUUUAUAAAUUUUUCUAAAACAUAUUUUUAAUGUAUGUUUUCAUUAAAAUACAAAAUGUUGAAUUGUGAAUAUUAAUAUAUGUUUUAAUUGUUAUAUACACAUUAUAAAAAAGUUAUUUGCUACGUAUCAAUUAUUUUCUUCAUUUGGAUUAUCCUCAGCAAGACUAUCGUCAUCUCCAGAAUCAACACUGUGUUCGUGCAAAAGAACAUAUU